Nelumbo nucifera (sacred lotus) is the source of this 645-nucleotide messenger RNA. Its product is annotated as 21 kDa protein-like. The record is from RefSeq and is a predicted model, not a curated record. Gene Ontology annotation, biological process: negative regulation of catalytic activity. Gene Ontology annotation, molecular function: enzyme inhibitor activity. Lineage: Eukaryota; Viridiplantae; Streptophyta; Magnoliopsida; Proteales; Nelumbonaceae.
AUGGAAGCUGAAUCGGCUAGAGGCCCAUCUUCUUGUUGCAUUCUUUUAGCCUUUCUCUUUCUGAUGGUCUUUAGCUCAUCAAACAUGAAGACCUGCACCUGCUUAGCGACAAACACUAGCAACCCCAACACCACCGACUUCAUUCGAACUUCCUGUGGUGUGGCUACGUACCCACAGCUUUGUUACACUUCUCCCUCUUCCUUUGCAAGUUCCGUUCAAGACAGCCCUAGGAGGCUGGCUCAAACAGCACUAAACAUAAGCAUAACAAGCGAAUCCACAUCAGCCUUGGUCUCCAAGUUAUCACAACGCCGUGACCGGAAAACUAGGGAGGCGGCCACCGUGAAGGACUGCGUCGACCAAAUUGGGAACUCCUACAUUGAUGAGCUCAAGCAAUCUCUAGAGCAGUUGCAGAAGCUGCAGGGACCUGGCAUUGAUUUCAAGAUGAGCAACAUAAAGACAUGGUUGAGUGCAGCUCUGUCGAAUGACGAGACAUUAAGUAAACUCAGUCGGUUUACAAGUAACCCCGGUACAGAGCACUGGAAGGCAAUUGAGAGAGUUCUUGGGUAUCUCAAGAGAACCUUGGAACUUGGCUUGUUUUACUGUGAUUAUCCAGCUAUACUAGAAGGAUACACUGAUGCAAGUUGA